Messenger RNA from Seriola dumerili (greater amberjack), 2395 nucleotides. It is a transcript of the gene pdia4, whose product is annotated as protein disulfide isomerase family A member 4. Lineage: Eukaryota; Metazoa; Chordata; Actinopteri; Carangiformes; Carangidae. Gene Ontology annotation, cellular component: endoplasmic reticulum; endoplasmic reticulum lumen; cell surface. The record is from RefSeq and is a predicted model, not a curated record. Gene Ontology annotation, biological process: response to endoplasmic reticulum stress; protein folding. Gene Ontology annotation, molecular function: protein disulfide isomerase activity. The transcript is spliced from 10 exons. Bases 210 to 2135 code for a protein of 641 amino acids.
AGGCGGCGUGAGUGAUUUCAGGAGUGAUUAGUUUGUAUGAAACUACGAGGCAGAGAUUCCUACAGCCACAUAUCAGUAUUGAUCCGGACGGCGGGUCUGUGCAGCCGACAGUAUUUUGAUGACAUUCAUCAGCGUUAUUAGCUAAGUUAAUUAGCCAGGCUACUUCAGGGAAGCGCGUCAUUAAUACGGGGCCGCAUCAUCUGUGGACAAUGAGGAAGGUUGCCCUGUUGUUGAUUGUGCUGCUCGGCGUUGCACAUUUUGCAACUGUCAGCAGAUGUGAAGAUGAUGUGACAGGGGAGAAGGAGGAAGCUGAUGAAGAGGACAGUGAGGGUGAGGAGGAUGAGGAUGAAGACGAAGGAGAUGACACAGAGGUGAAAGAAGAGAACGGGGUGCUGAUUCUCACCGACAACAAUUAUGAGACUUUCAUGGAAGGGAAAGACACCGUUUUAGUUGAGUUUUAUGCUCCAUGGUGUGGCCAUUGCAAACAGUUUGCUCCAGAGUAUGAAAAAAUUGCUCAGACUCUCAAGGAGAAUGACCCUCCUAUACCUGUGGCCAAAGUGGAUGCAACAGUAGCCAGUGAGUUAGCGAGCAGGUUCGAAGUAUCGGGGUAUCCCACCAUCAAGAUCCUCAAAAAUGGAGAGGCUGUGGACUACGAUGGAGAAAGGACACCGAAGGCCAUUGUGGAUCGGGUGAAAGAGGUGGCUCAGCCAGAUUGGAAGCCCCCUCCUGAGGCGACACUGGUGCUGACCAAAGAUAACUUUGAUGAGACCGUUAACAAUGCAGACAUCAUCCUGGUGGAGUUCUACGCCCCAUGGUGUGGACACUGUAAGCGUUUGGCUCCAGAGUACGAGAAGGCAGCAAAGGAGUUGAGCCAGCGUUCUCCUCCCAUUCCUCUGGCCAAGGUGGACGCCACUGUGGAGAAUGAGAUCGCCACACGCUUUGGAGUCACAGGCUAUCCCACCCUCAAGAUCUUCAGGAAGGGCAAGGCGUUUGACUACAGCGGACCCAGAGAGAAGUAUGGCAUUGUUGACUACAUGGGUGAGCAAGCAGGGCCUCCCUCCAAACAGGUCCAGGCAGCAAAACAGGUGCAGGAGCUUAUCAAGGAUGGGGAUGAUGCUGUCAUAGUCGGUGUGUUCUCCGGCGAGCAGGAUGCAGCCUAUGAGAUCUACAUCGAGGCUUGUAAUGUACUGAGGGAAGACUUCACCUUCCGUCACUCCUUCAGCUCUGAAGUGAGCAAACUGCUCAAAGCGUCACCCGGUCAGGUUGUCAUUGUUCAGCCUGAAAAGUUUCGCUCCAAGUUUGAGCCAGCGUCACACACACUUGCAGUCAAGGACUCUACAUCAGUGUCAGAAGUACAGGAGUUCUUCAAAAAGCAUGUGAUUCCUCUGGUGGGCCACAGGAAACCAAGCAAUGAUGCUAAGCGCUACACAAAACGACCCCUGGUGGUUGUGUAUUAUGGAGUAGACUUCAGCUUUGACUACAGGAAAGCUACACAGUUCUGGAGGUCCAAGGUGCUGGAGGUGGCCAAAGAGUUCCCAGAAUACACGUUUGCCAUUGCUGAUGAGGAAGACUACGCAGAGGAGCUGAAGAGCCUGGGCCUGAGUGAGAGCGGAGAGGAAGUUAAUGUGGGAAUUCUGGCAGAUGGAGGCAAAAAGUUUGCCAUGGAGCCCGAGGAGUUUGACGCCGAGGUGCUGCAAGACUUUGUUAUGGCUUUUAAGAAAGGAAAGCUCAAACCCAUCAUCAAGUCCCAGCCAGUGCCAAAGAACAACAAAGGACCAGUUAAAGUUGUGGUCGGAAAAACUUUUGAUGAGAUUGUCAUGGAUACCCAGAAGGACGUCCUGAUUGAGUUUUAUGCUCCCUGGUGUGGCCACUGUAAGAAACUGGAGCCUGAUUAUUUGGCUCUGGGCAAAAAGUACAAAGGGGAGAAGAACCUGGUGAUCGCCAAGAUGGACACCACAGCCAACGAUGUGCCAAACGAGAGCUACAAAGUGGAAGGCUUCCCCACGAUAUACUUUGCCCCAAGCAACAGCAAGCAGAGCCCAGUCAAAUUUGAAGGCGGAGACAGAACAAUAGAAGGAUUCAGUAAGUUCAUAGAAAAACACGCCACAAAACUACAGAAGAGAGAUGAACUUUGAAACUUUCUCUCCUGACCAGUAGCUAAGAACUCUUACCACUCUCAGGCGGCGCCUUGGAGGACGCUGAGAGGGGCCUCUGGGAAGGUGAAGGGAACGCAGCGGAGUUAAACGGUGUUACUGAGUUGAAUGAUGAUUAUUAUGUUCAAUCAUCCUUUUUAGUUUCUGUUCAUUUGAAGAGAUUCAGCUUUCUUCUGUUUCUAAAAGCAUGUAAGCACUGUUGAAGAUUUAAGUCUUUUUAAAUAAAACUCAAAAUGACGUCA